CUGUCUCUUCUGGUUGCAGCUACGGACUCCUCGGUGCCUCGGGUUGCGGCAAGACCACCCUGCUGAGCUGCCUCGUCGGCCGGCGGCACCUCAACUCUGGAGAGAUCUGGGUGCUGGGCGGCAAGCCGGGCACCAAGGGCUCGGGUGUGCCCGGCAAGCGGGUCGGCUACAUGCCGCAGGAAAUCGCCUUACUCGGCGAGUUUUCCAUUCGUGAAACCAUGAUGUACUUCGGAUGGAUCUUCGGUAUGCCUAGCAGUGAAAUCCAGGACCGGUUAGAUUUCCUCCUCAACUUCCUCGAUCUCCCCUCACAAAACCGACUGGUGAAGAACCUCAGUGGUGGUCAGCAGAGGCGAGUGUCCUUCGCCGUCGCCCUCAUGCACGACCCGGAACUCCUCAUCCUGGACGAGCCCACCGUCGGCGUGGACCCCCUGCUCAGACAGAGCAUCUGGCACCAUCUGGUGCAGAUCACCAAGGACGGCAACAAGACCGUCAUCAUCACCACCCAUUACAUCGAGGAGGCGCGACAGGCGCACGCGAUCGGUCUGAUGCGAAGCGGCAAGCUGCUGGCUGAGGAGUCUCCCAGCGCGUUGCUCGCCACGUACAACUGCCCGUCGCUGGAAGAGGUCUUCCUCAAGCUCAGCCGCAAGCAGGGCAGCCAGCCCGGCACCGACGCCAACAUGACCAACAACAUCUCAGUGGCCUCCCUCAACUGGGGCAACAAGAAGGACGAGCCCGUGUUCGUGACCGAGGAGAGCGGCGUGGUCGGACUCAACUUCCACCAGUCCAAGGAGAUGCUGAUCAAUGAAUCCAACGGACACCUAGACCAACUGAACAAAAACAAGGCUGGCAAGUCGGAGCCCGUGGUGGACUGCGACGACUGCACGGACUGCUUCAAACUGACGACCAGGGGGAAGAUGCGCGCCCUGCUCCAGAAGAACUUCCUGCGGAUGUGGAGAAAUGUCGGUGUUAUGCUCUUCAUCUUCGCCCUGCCCGUCAUGCAAGUCAUCCUCUUCUGCCUCGCCAUCGGUCGCAACCCCACCGGACUGCACCUUGCCAUCGUGAACCACGAGAUGAACUACUCUACCAUGGAGUGCCCCGUGUACAGCAACUGCAGUUUAUCUUGGCUCAGUUGUCGGUACAUACAGCAGCUAGAUAAUGAAACUAUAGUAAAAGACUAUUUUGAGACAAAGGAAGAGGCGCUAGAUGCGGUACGGAACGGUGACGCAUGGGGAGCGCUCUACUUCACGGAGAACUUCACUGACGCUCUGGUGGCGCGAAUGGCGCUCGGUCAGAACUCGGACAACGAGACCCUGGACCAGAGCGAGAUCCGCGUCUGGCUGGACAUGUCAAAUCAACAGAUUGGCCUGAUGCUGAACAGAGAUCUGCAGUUCUCGUACCGCGACUUCGCCCAAGAUCUCUUAUCCCAGUGCAACAACAACCCCAAGCUGGCUGAUAUUCCCAUCCAG
Messenger RNA from Frankliniella occidentalis (western flower thrips), 1466 nucleotides. RefSeq names its product ABC transporter G family member 20. Lineage: Eukaryota; Metazoa; Arthropoda; Insecta; Thysanoptera; Thripidae. Gene Ontology annotation, molecular function: ATP hydrolysis activity; ATP binding; ABC-type transporter activity. The record is from RefSeq and is a predicted model, not a curated record. Gene Ontology annotation, cellular component: membrane.